This is a messenger RNA of Octopus sinensis (East Asian common octopus), 2093 nucleotides long. RefSeq names its product kelch-like protein 5. NCBI's taxonomy places the organism in Eukaryota, Metazoa, Mollusca, Cephalopoda, Octopoda, Octopodidae. The record is from RefSeq and is a predicted model, not a curated record. The transcript is spliced from 9 exons. Gene Ontology annotation, molecular function: protein binding. The coding region runs from base 213 to 1280 and encodes 355 amino acids.
AUUCUUUUACUUGUUUCAAUCAUUUGACUGUAGCCAUGCUGGAGCACCACCAUGAGUCUAACAAACUGAGCACACGACUUAUUCUUUGUAAGCCAAUUAUUUAUACUAUCGGUUCCUUUUUGCCGAAACGUUAAGUUACAGGGACAUAAACACUAACAAGCGAGGCCAACUGAAGGCAUUCCGUAACAGUCAGGUCGACCGAACUUGAGAAGAUGAUGAAAAACGAAGCAGAAGACACCAAAGAGGAAGACAUUUUAUAUCUUUUCGAUAAAUCAGGAUCGGGAGACGUCCAUUACAUGACCCUGAAUAACGAUAUUGAUCAAAUCGCCUAUAAACCACUCAACACAGUGCGCUGGGAACAAACUUCUAAUGUCGUCAACUUCGAAAUUGCUGUUGUUAACAAUGUGCUGUAUAUCAUUGGAGGAUACCGAAAAAACGCUGCAAUAUGUACAGGUCGGCUGUUAUGUUAUAAUCCUAAAGAUGGCACGUGGAGAAAAAGAACACCAAUGCCUACACCGAGAAUGAGAUUUUCAGCUUGUGUUAAAGAUAAUGUAAUAUACGUUGUUGGUGGAGAAAAAACUGGUGGUUGCCCAACGGAUUGUUUUGAAAUCUAUAAUACACAAACUGAUGUAUGGAAAGCAGGAAGUCGAUUGCCGUCACCUCGUGUUUGGAUUUCCUGUACAUUGUUAUCAGAAAAAUCACUUUUUGCAGCAGGAGGAACAUUAAAAGGAAAAGGUCGGAAUAACUUCUGGAUUUAUGAAUGUAGCCAAUGGCAAGAACUGGAUAAUCAUUGCCCUCAAACUCUGCCGAAAUGUCUGGACAGAAUGGUUAUGGCAUCUGUUGACGAUACGAUAUACUUUAUCGGAGGAGUCACCACGGAAAAAGACAGAGGAAAGAAAGUCUGCAUGUAUACUAAUCCAAGAGUAUUCGCCUUCAAACCACAUGUUUCACUGGGCUCGUAUGGUUCACCUGACUUAAUCUGUCCUUGGGACCUUGACCUGCCUUCUCCUCAAUAUCCCCGGUGCAAUGCAACACAUUUGAAAUUAGGAUGCAAAAUAUAUCUUUUUGGAGGAAGUGAUUUUGAAACGGAAACUGCAGUCACACAAGUUGAAAGCUUUGAUACACAAACAAAAAGAUGGGCGAAAGAAUUCCAGAUCGAUAAGAAAAACAUUUCCGACAUUUCCUGUGCUGUCCUCACUGGUCCCACCGACAUCCUAUAUCAUAAAAACUUAUAUAAAUGGCUUCCAGCAAUGAUUCCUCAUCGCUACAUUCUCUGGUAAAAAUAAUAAGCAACAGAUUUUCAACACUGAUAUAAAAAUGACCAUUAUAAAGACGAAAUAUUGGAGUGACGAAGCUGAACCAUCUCACCAAAUUAAAUAUCUACGAUUGACAUCAUGUUUCAGAAAAUAAGAGUUGUAAUGCCAAAUUUUCACACCAUUUCUCUCUCUCUCUCUCUCUCUUUCUCUCUCUCUCUCUCACUCUAUCUAUUAAUCUAUCUAUCUAUCUCAUUCAGUCUCUAUCUGGCUAUCACAUUCUCUCUCUCUCUCUCUCUCUCACACACACACACACACACCGCUCUCUCUCUCUAUUGUAAAUUUUGAUGCGAUGAAAUCCCGAUGUAUUCCUUAUGCAGCACUCAGUAAGAAUUGCAGCCUGUCUACACAUUAAGAAUUGUACUCAUUUGUUAAGAAACCUUUGGAGCAGAAACCUUAGUCAUGAAUGAUGUAAAAUAUUUCGUAGAGUAAUAUAUAAGUCAAGAAAGAAGACCAUGACUCAAUGUAACUCAAACUUAAUAUUCAUUACAACUAAGUUCGGUACAAUUCCGGCCUCUUCACUUAAGAGUAUAUAAGUGUAUAUAAAUAAUGUUCACUGUAUCACGCUUGAUAAUUUAUAGGUAAUUUGUUUCGAAACAAUAGCUCUGAAAUAAUUGUAAGGAAUAUCAAACUUGUACUACACUGACCCUUCAUUUUCAUCCUUGACUAUAUAUAAUAUAUAUGUAUAAGGCGGCGAGCUGGGAGAAACGUUAACACGCCGGGCGAAAUGCUUAGCGGUAUUUCGUCUGCCGCUAUGUUCUGAGUUCAAAUUCCGCCGAG